This is a messenger RNA of Anopheles coluzzii, 1622 nucleotides long. Its product is annotated as probable chitinase 10. Gene Ontology annotation, molecular function: chitin binding. The transcript is spliced from 2 exons. The coding region runs from base 42 to 1004 and encodes 320 amino acids. Lineage: Eukaryota; Metazoa; Arthropoda; Insecta; Diptera; Culicidae. Gene Ontology annotation, cellular component: extracellular region. The record is from RefSeq and is a predicted model, not a curated record.
AAUAUGUCUUAGUCUCUCCAAACAAGUUUAACCACAUCAUCAUGGAUUUUAAGAGGUUUGCAGUAGUGUUUUUGGUGACUAUAUUAUCAAACUUCGUUAUAUCUCAACAGCUUACUCCAAAUGAGUUGUGUGAAGGCGUUAAAAUCAAUUCAUUUGUUGCUGAUCCUGAAGAUUGUAGCAAGUUUUACCAGUGCAAUGGAGAUACAACCAUUCACGGCACUUGUCCAACAGGAAUGUUUUAUCAUGCAAAAGAUGUGUGUAGUUUCGACGAAUCGGAUUGCAACAGUUUUACAACACCUGUUUCAACAACAACGAUACCGGAUGAUAAUUCUAUAACAAAUGAGAGUACGUCGCCGACUAUAAGUUCAACGAUCACAACGCCAUCCAUAGAUAGUGCAAUUGAUCCAGAAUCGUAUUGUCUAUCAUCUAAUCCUAAUAUUCCAUCGUUUGUGAAAAGUUUAGACAAUUGUUCAAACUAUUAUAUUUGUGUUGAUCAAGCGCCAAUUCUUCAAAAGUGUGCGACAGGAAAGUACUGGAAUCCAAUCCAUCAGUACUGUGAUGACCCUGAAGCCGUUACCUGUGAACAUGAUCGUAUUCCUGAUCCGGAAGAAGUCUGUCAACAAAGGCCACUCAGUGGUAUUUCUUUCACUGCCAGUCCUAACAACUGUGGGGAAUACUACAUAUGCAUCAAACAAAAACCUUUUCGCAUGAACUGUGCGCCUGGCACUUUUUGGAACAGUAAUUCUAACCAAUGCGAUGAUGCUGAUAUUGCUAACUGCAAGAUUUCAACCCCUUCAACAAUUGAUCUUGAUGAGCUCUGUGCACAAAGAAAAGAUGUGUUUCUCAGCCAUCCCAGAUAUUGUGAUCUUUACUUGUUUUGUCGUAAUGGUAAAGCUUCUACUCAACGCUGUCCAUUCCUUACCGACUGGGAUUCCGUCAAUAACCGUUGUAUGCCACGUCACCAAACUAUAUGCACUAAGCAACGUUUCCAUUCAAGUAAAUAAUGGGAGCUAUAGAAAAUUUGUAAUCAAGAUUUCUGUUUUCAUCAUUCUCGUUCAACGAUCAAUGAGUUUACUUAAUCGUUAGUUUAAACGAUAAAUAGAAUAUCAUGGACAAAAGUUACAGUACAUUUCUGUUUACAUUGCGUCAAGGGUAUUUUUUAUAUUUUUUAUGUACAUGUAGAUGCUAAAUAUUCCGAAAAUAAUAAUUUCAUAAUAAAAUUUCUAAUCUAAGACCCAAUAUAAGGCCUAAGUAUAAGGUGUCAGCAUUUUUUGUUGUGUUGUAUUCCAUUAUUUAUUACAUUAUUUAAGAAAUGAUGAAAUCAUUUUUUUUUUUUUCAUUUUAUAAUUACCACAAUGUAUUAUAGAUACGCGUAAAUUGCAAGUAAAUUCAAACGUAUGUUUUAUAUUUUUCGUAGGAAAAAUCUUGAAUGACAAUUCUUUAGAUCUUUAAAAUUAGAAGAAAAAAUAAUAAUAGGUUUGAAACAGCCACGGAUAUCAAAUUUAACAUUUUGGUUUCAUUCGCAUGAUCAUGCAACUUUAACGUAAGCUAAGUUUAGUUAAAUAAAAUCUUAAGUCAAACUGUUACGUAGAGUUAAAUUUUUGUCGUUCCAGUUAACAAAA